AUGGACCAGAACUAUCUCAAGAUUUGUAGGUACGGAGACAUUACAAGGGUUGACAAAACAGGCGCGUCCCAGGUCACUGCAAAACAGGACGGCCGAGGGUUCAGUGGUGGUGCGGAUUCUCAAAAGAUGAUGGAGACUGAUCUUCAGAGGGCAAAUCGUUGCAAGUCUUCGAUAUACCAAGUUGUUCAUGCCAACCAAAUCGAUCCAGCCCCCACUGGUGCUAUAGCAUCUCUUGAAUCUCGAGUAGGCAAUGUCUUGGUAAAUGGCUGCGGUAACCAUGGGAAUGCAUUUGGUCUCAUGCUGGAUCAGAGACAUGAGAUAGGAAUGUUUGAAGCCUUUAAACAAAAGUUUCCAACCUGGAACAAAGAGCAGCACCUUAAAGAUGCGCUUGCUGCUUACAAUAUGGGUCAGAUGAUGUCCAUGACUACCAUAAUUUUGCUCAUUGCCGUCUCUCUUCCAGCGGACCUGGUGGCGACCGUAAGGUACGGAAACAACCGGAUCCCUACCCAGCUCGGCGUGGCUGACGGCCACCCAGCUGGCCCGGGAAACAGCUGA
Molecule: messenger RNA, 555 nt
Organism: Hypanus sabinus (Atlantic stingray)
Lineage: Eukaryota; Metazoa; Chordata; Chondrichthyes; Myliobatiformes; Dasyatidae
Product: lysozyme g-like
Exons: 4
Coding region: 1-555 (184 amino acids)
Biological process (GO): peptidoglycan catabolic process
Molecular function (GO): lysozyme activity
Source: RefSeq, a predicted model, not a curated record